AUGGUGCGCAGUUUGUCACAGUGGACGAAAACGUUGAGUUUUCCGGCACGCAUAUCGCCCAACCGGAACUCGAAGGAUUGCAACGUGAACGUGCUGCCGAUUACGCCUCCACCGGCACCGCCGCGUAACAAGUCAACCUCUACGUCCUCGUCCAGCACAAUGUCCUCCACAUCUUCACCGUCCUCUUCGUCAUCUUCGCCCACACCACCGCCUAAUGUGCCGAUUACGGAAAUUAGUCAAAUUAUCUAUCCCGAUCCCGAAUCAGAGAAGGCCAUCAUGGGCUCAUUGGUAUUCUGCAUUCAUCACAAGCAAGGCUGCAAAUGGUCUGACGAGUUGAGGAAAUUGAAGGCACAUCUGAAUACCUGCAAACACGAUGCCAUCCAGUGCCCGAACAAGUGCGGCUCGCAAAUACCCCGCGUUAUGAUGACGGACCAUCUGGCGUUCACGUGCAUCCUGCGACGUGCCAUCUGCGAGUUCUGCAACGUCGAGUUCACCGGCAUUGGGUUAGAGGAGCACGCGGGCACCUGCAGCUCGGAGCCGAUCUACUGCGAGUCCAAGUGUGGCACGCGUGUGCUGCGUGGCCGCAUGUCUAUCCAUCGUGCCAAAGACUGUGCCAAGCGUCUCCGCCGCUGUCCGCACUGUGCUCGUGAGUUCUGUGCCGACACGCUGGCCGCUCAUGGAGCUACCUGUCCGCGCAGUCCCAUUCCAUGCCCGCAGCGGUGCGAUGCGGGACCCUUUGCCCGGGCAGAUCUGGAUGCACAUCUGCGCGACGAGUGCAAAGCGCUGACGGUGCCAUGUACAUUCAAGGAGGCGGGCUGCCGAUUCAAGGGCCCGCGCCAUCUGCUGGAAGCCCACCUGGAGGCGAACACAUCCGCUCAUCUGUCGCUGAUGGUAGCGCUAUCGGGCCGCCAGGGACAGCAGAUCAACAUGUUGAAAAGCGCCAUGGCGAAGCUGAGCACCAACUACACCGGCACGCUGCUGUGGAAGAUCACCGACUGGUCGGUGAAGAUGCAGGAGGCAAAGACAAAGGAUGGUUUGGAGCUGGUGUCACCGCCAUUUUACACCAGUCAAUACGGCUACAAACUGCAGGCCUCGAUGUUCCUGAAUGGCAACGGACCCGGCGAAGGAACGCACGUGUCCGUCUACAUCAAGGUGCUGCCGGGCGAGUACGAUGCCCUGCUAAAGUGGCCGUUCUCCCAUUCCGUCACCUUCACGUUGUUCGAGCAGGGCACACUAGGCAGCGGUGGCGGUGGACAGGGUGGAGUCGCCGAAUCGUUUGUGCCCGAUCCGACGUGGGAGAACUUCCAGCGGCCAUCUACCGAACCGGAUGCGCUGGGCUUUGGCUUCCCACGAUUCGUAUCGCACGAGCUGCUCAACAGGCGUCCCUUCGUGCGGGAUGACACCGUAUUUCUGCGCGUGAAGGUCGAUCCGAGCAAGAUUGUGGCCGUGUAAGCGUUAGCCAGAGUGUUUUUGUUUUGUAAAUAGAUCAUGCGCGCACACUCACCCCACACUGGACCCUCUUGUAAGGGUCUCUCUCCAACACCAAUCAAACCAUCUGUACAUAGUUACCUAUUCCUGAGAUGAAAUAACCCUUCCCACUACCACCACCACCACCACCUCCAGGACCCCGUCAGUCUUAGUCAUUCGUGUGGACCAAUCGAGUAGUUCUCUCCAGGCGAGAGAAGCUCCUACGAUGGCACAUACUGGUGGGGACUACUCCCAGGACGCUGGUUCUCGUUCCGUUUCGGCAGUCGGAAUGGAGCGGGAUACCGCGCAAACGAUAUCUGCGGCUUGCACCAAAAGUAGGAACCAAGCGGAACACGGUCGUCUCCCAUACCUGGGAACACAGGUCCCGCGAAGGAUUGUUUGCUUGUAAGUGAAUGCGAGUGUACGAAACACACUACAACGAAAAUCAGCUUCGAAAUCUCAUAGUUGCUUGUAAGGACUGAGCAUAGCGCCGAAUGGCGUGCAACAUAUAGAUUAAGACUUCUAGAGUAUAGGCAAACGGCAAUCAUGUGCAAACAGGAAAACUAAACCCAUUGUUCGAAUAACCGUGUACAGGAAAUGGAAAGCUUUCUAAUCGAACAU
Molecule: messenger RNA, 2088 nt
Organism: Anopheles moucheti
Lineage: Eukaryota; Metazoa; Arthropoda; Insecta; Diptera; Culicidae
Gene: Traf4
Product: TNF receptor-associated factor 4
Exons: 3
Coding region: 1-1452 (483 amino acids)
Biological process (GO): tumor necrosis factor-mediated signaling pathway; regulation of canonical NF-kappaB signal transduction; protein K63-linked ubiquitination
Cellular component (GO): plasma membrane signaling receptor complex
Molecular function (GO): protein binding; zinc ion binding
Source: RefSeq, a predicted model, not a curated record